AUGAACAAAUUUUGUGAUUAUAAGUCUUGCCAGUUCAAUGUUAAACAGCCUACAAUUGAACAAAGAUCAAAACUAACAAAAGUUAUGUGUCCUCUUUGUAUGGCUUCUAAUUAUUGUAGUAUUAGAUGCAGAGAUCUUGAUUGGUAGUAUUUAAUAUUUAUACAUAAGGCCAAUCUAUCAUAAAGGGAUUUGUAAGAAAAACUAACCUGAUCGAGCCAAAUCAUGUAAUGAUACUAUGGAUUCUUCAUCUAGUGUAAGUACUAGAAGGAAACCUGAAGAAUUCGAAAUAAUAACAAUAGGAUCUAAAUAAGAAUUGGGAAGAGGGUCUUAUGGAUCAGUAAAACUUGUUAAAGAUAAAUCAAAUGGACAAUUAUAUGCAAUGAAAAUAGUAAUAAUAUUGUUUAAUAUUUGAUUAGAUGAACAAAAGGCAAGUAUUUGAAUAUUGUUCAGUGGAAAAUCUAAAAAGAGAAAUAAAGAUACAAAGGAAACUAUUUCAUUCUAACAUUUGCAAACUGUAUCAUUAUUUUGAAGAUAAAGAAAAUGUAUAUUUGGUUUUGGAAUAUGCUGGUAUUUAUGAAAUUUGGAUUAGAAAAUGGAUCUCUAUUUCAUUAUAUAAAAAAGAGAAUAAAGUUACCUGAGAAUGAGGCAUUCGUAUAUUUUUUUUAAACUUGUUUAGGAAUAGACUAUUUACAUAAGAAUAGAGUGAUUCAUAGAGAUUUAAAAGUAAUUAAUAAAAUAAAAAAUAUAUAGCCAGAGAAUUUAUUGUUAGAUCAUGAAGGUAAUAUAAAAAUUUGUGAUUUUGGUUGGAGUGCUGAGAGUUUGACAGAGAAACGAAUGACAUUUUGUGGUACAUAUGAAUAUAUGGUAAAUAUAAUAAAUAAUAUAUAUAAAUAGGCACCUGAAAUGUUAAAUAAAUAACCGCAUGAUUUUAGUCUUGAUGUUUGGAGUUUAGGUAUAUUAUUAUAUGAACUCUUACAUGGGAAUGCUCCAUUUAGAGGAAAGAAUAAUGAAGAAUUAUGUAAUAAAAUUAAAUCAGGAUAACCAAUUAAUUUUGCACCUACACUAUCUCAUGAAGUUAUAACACUUAUCAAAGGAAUUUUAAAAUAUAUUCCAUCUGAAAGAUUAACUAUGGAUUAAAUCUUUGAACAUCCAUGGAUGAUUAAACAUGCUGCCUCAUUUAAUAUUGACAUUUAUACUUUUGUUUACAAACCUUAAUUCCCUACUAGAUAAAUUCCAUCAAUCAAUUUUAAAACUACAACUAAACCUAUCGAUAUAUAAAAAAAAGAAUCUACACUUAGACCAUUGUCUUCAGAUUAUACCAAAUUUAAAACUUAAGAAUAAUCAUCCAAUUAUAAACAUUAUUCAGAAGAUAAUUAAAUUAGAUAAGAUGAAUUUAAUAAACCUAGAAUCAGUAGAAUCUCUAAUAAAAAUGAAAUCUUAUUGCAUUAACAUCAAUUGUAAUAACAAUAAUAAGAAUAAAAAUUGGGUUUUAUGGAUAGAGUCUUUUUGGCAUUUGGAUGUCUAAAUAGAGAUAAAAAGUGA
Messenger RNA from Paramecium sonneborni, 1542 nucleotides. NCBI's taxonomy places the organism in Eukaryota, Ciliophora, Oligohymenophorea, Peniculida, Parameciidae. The record is from the annotation of a GenBank genome assembly.